Phascolarctos cinereus (koala) is the source of this 4836-nucleotide messenger RNA. RefSeq names its product TIA1 cytotoxic granule associated RNA binding protein (gene TIA1). Gene Ontology annotation, biological process: mRNA splicing, via spliceosome. The record is from RefSeq and is a predicted model, not a curated record. Gene Ontology annotation, molecular function: U1 snRNA binding; mRNA binding. Lineage: Eukaryota; Metazoa; Chordata; Mammalia; Diprotodontia; Phascolarctidae. Gene Ontology annotation, cellular component: precatalytic spliceosome; U1 snRNP; U2-type prespliceosome.
CGACAGAAACCCCCGGUAGCCCUUACUGCCGGGCCGCCGAGGGAGGUGGUGGGGUCGGGGAGCAGGAGGCCGAGGAGCCGCCGCCAGAGCCGCAGCCAUGGAGGACGAGAUGCCCAAGACCCUGUAUGUAGGCAACCUUUCCCGAGAUGUGACAGAAGCCCUAAUUCUCCAGUUGUUCAGCCAGAUUGGACCAUGCAAAAACUGCAAGAUGAUUAUGGAUGUAAGGACAGCGGGAAAUGAUCCUUACUGUUUUGUGGAGUUCUAUGAGCACCGUCAUGCAGCUGCAGCACUAGCUGCUAUGAAUGGACGGAAGAUAAUGGGUAAGGAAGUCAAAGUGAAUUGGGCAACAACCCCCAGCAGUCAGAAGAAAGAUACAAGCAGUAGUACCGUUGUCAGCACACUGCGUUCACAAGAUCAUUUCCAUGUCUUUGUUGGUGAUCUCAGUCCAGAAAUUACAACUGAAGAUAUAAAAGCGGCUUUUGCACCAUUUGGAAGAAUAUCAGAUGCUCGAGUUGUGAAAGACAUGGCAACAGGAAAGUCAAAAGGAUAUGGCUUCGUUUCCUUCUUCAACAAAUGGGAUGCAGAAAAUGCCAUACAGCAGAUGGGUGGACAGUGGCUUGGAGGAAGACAAAUCAGAACUAACUGGGCAACACGAAAACCUCCAGCUCCAAAGAGUACAUAUGAAUCAAAUACCAAACAACUGUCUUAUGAUGAUGUGGUAAAUCAAUCCAGCCCAAGCAAUUGCACUGUGUAUUGUGGAGGUGUUACUUCAGGCCUGACAGAACAAUUAAUGCGCCAGACUUUUUCACCAUUUGGACAGAUAAUGGAAAUUCGAGUCUUCCCAGACAAAGGAUACUCAUUUGUACGGUUCAAUUCCCAUGAGAGUGCUGCACAUGCAAUUGUUUCAGUUAAUGGUACUACAAUUGAAGGACAUGUUGUGAAAUGCUAUUGGGGCAAAGAAACUCUUGAUAUGCUAAAUCCAGUUCAACAGCAGAAUCAAAUUGGAUAUCCACAGGCUUAUGGUCAGUGGGGCCAGUGGUAUGGAAAUGCCCAACAAAUUGGCCAGUACAUGCCCAAUGGUUGGCAAGUACCUGCAUAUGGAAUGUAUGGACAGGCAUGGAAUCAACAGGGAUUUAAUCAGACACCUCCUCCUCCUCCACCACCACCACCACCACAGACUUCUGCACCAUGGAUGGGUGCAAAUUAUGGAGUACAGCCACCUCAAGGGCAGAAUGGGAGCAUGUUACCCAAUCAAACUGGAUAUCGCGUGGCAGGUUAUGAGACUCAAUGAGAAAGGACUACGGGAUCUUAACACCAGUGGCUUGAGGCUACAAGGAGUGUAGUAAAGCCUUUGUUUACUUAAAGAUUUAUCAAAUCAGUCAGUGCAAAUGUCAGAUACAAUGUAUUUAUUUAAAAGAAAUUCAUUUUUUAAUCAUGAAAUUACUUGUCAUCCACAUUGUUUUAAUAAGAAACAAGAUGCUGGAUGUCUGCCAAUUUUUGCCUUCAUUACUGUUUUUGAUAAUGUUUCUCAGAUCCUUGUUUGAAACACAAUAAAUGCAGGGAUUGCUGCCACUUUUUAAAAUUAAGAGGCAGAAAAUUGCACAAUGUCGAACUUUUUUCCACUGAAGUAGUGUGCAGUUCUAGUUUGCAUUCCUAAUAUGAUUUAAAAUGUGUAAUAUAAAAAAAUGUACAAAAAGCCAAAACUGUGCAGAGUCUGAAAGUUCUUUGAAAUCUUCAACUUGUGCACAAUUCUGUGUUUUAGAAGAACAGGCAUUGUCUCAGCUGUCCAUCUCCACUUUUGUCCUGUCUGUCAGGGUUUUUAAAUAUAAAUUAUUAGUUUACAUCAUUUUGUAUCAACAUUUUUUCACAAAAUUUUGUCUUGCCUUAUUAAAGUUCUGUAAAUUAUAGUUAAAUGGGGAAAAUGAUGUUCAACCUUUUAAAAAUUGCAAAACUUUCUCAGAUGGAUCGAUAAUUGCAUUCAUUUUGUGUUUUAUAUGAGAAGGUGCCUAGAGAAUUCCCUGUUAGAUUUGUUUUAAAGAAUUUUUAUCUUCUGUGAUAAACUUUGCUGUGUACCAGGAAAUAUAUAUAUAUAAAACCAUACUAAAGACAAUUACCGAAAUGUGAUAAAUUUCUAUGAACCCCCCUAUUCAUUUCAUCUGUCAACUUUACAUUUACAUGUAUUAUUUCACUAUCAUGUAAAAUAUUUUAGCAAAUUAAUAUUUUGCACAGUUAGCAAACUUUGUCAUUUCCUUAUUUAAAGGUAUGAUACAGAGUUGCCAUGAGAUUUAUAUUUUACGUUUGCAUGUCAGUAUCAAAUAUACACUUUGGUAGUCUUUGAAUACAAAGUCAUCUGCUCUUAUUUUUAAAAAAUUAAGACAGUUGUAAGUAAAAAGAAAAGCUAUCAAUUUGCUGUUUUCUAGUUGUUAGAUUUACUCAAGUAGAGUAAGUCACUUAAUUUUAAUAUGUACAACUAUAGCUGUGAAACUAUAGAAUAUCCUUUUAUCAGGCAUGGGGUAUGUAGAGUGCUCCACAAUUUGCCUGAAGGACCAGCUGGGCAAAGCAUUUUUUAAAAAAAAUGUUCAGAGGCCAAAAAAAAAAAAACCCAAAAAAAGAAAAAAAGAGAAAGAAAAAAAAAACCAACUUUAUGAUAUCCUACCUCCUUAACCAGCCUUCAAAGAGGAGAGUCCUCAGUGUAAUUUAUGAUCCUUUUGGUACCUGCUUUUGUGGAGUUCCCAGCUCACUCUGACUCAUUCUGCAUCAGUGUCUCUUUGGGAUAACUCCACAUAUUCAGGGGGUUUUAUCUUUGAUGGCUUCAUUCUAGUUUUUAAAGUUUCUUUUUAGUGCAUUUCAAAGUCUUAUGUAAGUCAUGAGGGAUUUUUUUGUUUUGCUUUUAUUUUAAAAUGAAGGGCAAGCUUGGUCUCUUCGAACCUCCUCCUCUUCCUUGCUUCACACUAGGAAAUAUUUGAGGUAGUGUGAUCCCAGUAUACACAUAACAUAUAUGUGUGUAUGUAUGUAUGUAUAUGUAUAGUUGGGGGUAUCUUUUUUAAAGACCUUCAAAACUCCUGACGCCUUAGGGACAAGAAAGGCCUAAGGAAUUUUAGUUUCUGGCCUAUAUCUCCAGGUAAGAGCAAAUGACUCUUAAGCUGGUCUCUUAAGCCAAUAAAUUGUAAAACUGGGGGCCAGAAAAGAAUGUUCAUAAGUGUUUAAUUCUCUGGAGAUCAAUUCUAUGCAGCUGUACUAAAAAUGUUUCAUUGAGUCACUGUGUGUGUUUUUUCAAGUGUUGGUACUUAAGAGUUUGCUUUAUGGAAGAUGGCGUAAAUUUUUUAAAAAAUGGAAACUUUAUUUCCAUGUUAACUUUUGCAGAUCAGGGCAUGCAACCCAAAACAAAAUGAAAAUGAAAUACUCAAAAAAAUAAAAUCAGGAAACUCAUUUUAGAUUUCUUGACUUAUGUUUCUAUUUAGACAUUCAUUGUAGCAUUCCAGAUUUAAACAAAAAUAGCUUUUACUUCCUGCAUAUCAAGAACUGCAGGUUGAAUUAAUUAGAUAGAUUGUAUGUCUAGAGCUAGAAGGAAUAUGAGAGGCCAUCUGGUUUAACCUUCUCUUUUUUAUAGAUGAGUAAACUUAGGCCCAGGGAGAUUGACUUGGCCAGGUUACCUAGGUAGUAUGCUUCAGAGGUAGGACUUGAACUCAGGUCCUCUGACUCCAGAGCCAUUGCUGUUUUUUUCUACCGGGCUGCCUCCCUGAUUUUGGAUAUAAACAGAAAUCAGAUUUUUCCCAUUUAUUUUAACUAUAGAAAAUAAAAAUGUUACAUGCUUGUUGUACUUGAUAACAUAAUACCAAAAUGCUCAGCACCUGCUGAUGGGAAAGAAGGUGGUCAAUAGAAUAACUGCUACUGCCUUACAUCUUAUUGAGAAAAGGUUACUAUUUAACAGCCUUGCAUUUUAAAACCAAUCUUAAACUGGAUUUAAGCUUCCCUGUAGAACAAAGGAAAUCAUUCAGAAGUUCUUUUCAUAAUCUGUCCAUAUCAGGUAAGGAAAUAAAAUGGUCAGAAUAUGAUUUUUAAAAAUUUUGCAAUAUCUGUUGCUAUCAACUCAAAACAAUUUACUACUGUAAAGGAUCCAAGGUGACUAACACUUGGUGGUUUAUGAAUCCAGUAUUCCACCCCUAGGCUAUUUGGUUAUUAAAAUCCCUUUAUAAUAAAGUUUCACAGAUACCUGGGAUGCUGUGGGUGCACGUGAGUGUGGAUGUGUGCAUGUAUAUUUUCAACAGUACUGUUAAGUCCAUUCAUAUACUUGAUGGGACAAAAAGUUUUCAGAAACUGCUGUUUGCAUUGAGUGUUAAAAGCUUCCAAGUAAAUGACAGUUAUGAAACCCAGAUUUAUUGUAGUCCCCUGAUGUUGGUAGCUUCUCCAUUGCAGAGGGCUGAUUCAUAUGUUGGUUUUCUUCUACUUUUGCCCAUGUCCUUGUGUUUUUCCCUUCUUAUAUGUCGAGUUUUCUACUUCAUUUGAAAAGAGAGACUGAUUUCACAUAGGAGCUUCAGUGAAAUAAGAUAAAUUAACAAGGAUUAAGUACUGUAGGGGAUACCAAAGAAGUAGGAGACAUGGGGCCUGUUCUCAAGGAGUUUAGUAACAAGAUAUAUAGGAAUGUUACAUGGAGCAAGGUAGAAAAAUGGGAGUGUUUAAAAAUCAGCUUCCACUAUAGGUUAUUUGUUUGCAUUUAAUUAAAUCAAUGUCUUUUGGCUCGUUUUAGAAUUUCAGGAAUUUAAUUCCAGAACAAUCAAGUAUGUUUUUAAGCCAUUAAGGACCUUAAUAAAAGUUGUGAAUUUGUGCCUCACUUUA